UGUUGUUGGUGUGUCGCCUCGAGAAGUUGGGGUUCCUGGGGUCGCUUUCCCCGUCCGGGCAGCAUUGUGUGAUGCGGCAAACGAUAAAAAAAGACAGAGCAGAAUGGGCGGGGGAGGGUGUGAAGCGAGAGGGGGCAAGGGGGGAAACGGGAUGAAAGGCAACAACCAACUACCUUACCCAUGCUACCCAUUCAGUUGGAGCAAUAGACACCGCCGUAAGAGCAAAAUUAAUAAAGGGCAGGCGCGUCCAGCUUCCUGAAUCGUAUUUUUUUUCUUCCACUUUCUCUUCCAAACUCACCCCAUCCUCCAAGCAGGUUGGUGCUAUACCUAGAGUUGCAAAGAUUUGCGCACACCGCGCUCUCAGUCGCAACAAUGUCGGACGCAGACAAGGAAAUCCAACCGCAGGUUCAUCGGAACGACUCCUCAAGUGGCUCAGACAAGGAUGGGGUGCCUCGAAAUGGCAAGCCCUCGACCGAGCCCGGCUUGGACGCCAAGCACAUUGACCACGCAGACCUAGAGGCGCUCAACCGCAACGCCGAGGCUCGCAUCAAGAACCCGCUCGCGGGCAUCCCAUACGACCGCUUGAUGGCCGACGUCGAGGCCUUCACCCAGCAGAAGGGUCUGACCGAGUACACGGCCGUGUUCAAGCAGGGUGCUCUCAUCGCCCAAGACCCAGACAGCUACGACAACCUACCUGGAGAGCAUGCUCUGGCCGCCGAGGACAAGGAGGCCCUGCGCCUCGAGGUCGAGAAGAAGUGGCGCAUGCCCAUGAAGCUCUUCCUGACAAUCUUCACCUGCUCCAUGGGUGCGGCCGUUCAGGGAUGGGAUCAGACUGGUAUCAACGGCGCCAACGUCUAUAUGCAGGAAGAAUACAAGAUCGGUGACGACUCUACCGGCUCACGACUCAUUCUGGGUCUGGUGAACGCCGGUCCUUACCUGGGAUCCGCGCUGCUUGGUUGCUGGCUCUCUGACCCCGUCAACAACUGGAUUGGUCGCCGUGGUGUUAUUUUCGUAUCUGCUCACUUUUGUCUCUGGCCUGUCAUCGGUUCCGCCUUCUGCCACACGUGGGAGCAGCAGUUGAUCUGCCGUCUUCUCAUGGGUGUUGGAAUGGGUAUCAAGGCUUCCACAGUUCCGAUCUACGCUGCAGAGAACUCGCCCGCCUCGAUCCGUGGAGCCCUAGUCAUGUCAUGGCAGAUGUGGACUGCAUUCGGAAUCUUCCUCGGAACCGCGUUUAACGUUGCCGUUUUCAGCGUUGACAACCGAAUCAACUGGAGGCUCAUGCUGGGAGCCCCCUUCAUUCCCGCUGUUCCCCUGCUCCUGCUGAUUUACCUGUGCCCCGAGAGCCCUCGAUGGUACAUGAAGAAGGACCGUUAUGCAGACGCCUGGAAAUCCAUCCAGCGCCUGCGCUUCACCAAGGUCCAGGGCGCCCGUGACAUCUACUACAUCCACUCCCAGCUGGUGCUUGAGAACGAGGUUAUGGGCAAGAGCACAUAUGCCACUCGCUUCGUCGAGCUCUUUACCAUUCCCCGUGUGCGCCGUGCGACGCUGGCUGCUUUCACCGUCAUGUUGGCUCAGCAAAUGUGCGGUAUCAACAUCAUUGCUUUCUACUCCACCACUGUGUUUGAGGAUGCUGGUUUCGGCCGCUACGAGGCUCUACUCGGUUCGCUUGGUUUUGGUCUGGUCAACUGGUUGUUUGCGUUCCCGGCUUUCUGGACCAUUGACACGUUCGGUCGCCGCUCGCUCCUCCUUUUCACUUUCCCCCAGAUGACCUGGACGCUCUUGGCCGCCGGUCUCUGCACCCUCAUAGACAACGAUGGACCCCAGGCGAAACUGCGCCUCGGACUGGUUGCUUUGUUUGUCUUCCUUUUUGGCGCAUUCUACUCGCCUGGUGAGGGCCCUGUGCCUUUCACAUACAGUGCCGAGGUGUUCCCACUGUCGCACAGAGAGGUUGGCAUGGGUUUUGCCGUCGCCACUUGCCUCUUCUGGGCUGCUAUACUCGGCAUUACCUUCCCCUUCUUGCUCGACAGGUUCAAGGUUGUUGGUGUCUUUGGGUUCUACGCCGGUCUCAAUGUGCUCGCCCUCAUAAUGAUCUUCCUCUGGGUACCCGAGACCAAGCAGCGCACGCUCGAGGAGCUCGACUACGUCUUCGGGUCCCCAACUGCCAAGUUCAUCAACUACCAGUGCACCAAGGCUUUGCCGUGGUGGUUCAAGCGCUGGGUGCUUUUCGACAGGAACGCCAAGCUCGAGCCCUUCUACAAGGAAGAUAGGCACGCUGAGCAUGUCCAGACUACUACAUCUGGAGGAGCUGUCGAUGAGAAGAGGGCCAUCUAAAAUCAAGUUGAACUUUUGGAUAUGGUUCACUACGCUGGUGCAUCUGAACGUGAUUGAAGGUCAUCAAAACGGACUUGAGACGCGUUGCAGGUAGCAUACGAUUAGAGGCUCUGAUAAUGGUUGAUGUGUUGGUGAUAUAAUGGUGAUUAUACCCCCUUUCUUUUCUAUACCCUGGCGCCCGGUUAAGGGUCAGACUUUCUUUAUUCGGAUAUCUGUUGCUAUAUAGCCAAUAGAUGUGAUGCUGUCUAUUAUCUUGGCAGACGCUUAACUAUACACAAUUGCUGUAAAAUGCUGCAUGCGAUUUGAAGUAAUGCGUGGUAGAAGUGAUGGAUGAACACCG
Messenger RNA from Pyricularia oryzae 70-15, 2671 nucleotides. RefSeq names its product major myo-inositol transporter iolT. NCBI's taxonomy places the organism in Eukaryota, Fungi, Ascomycota, Sordariomycetes, Magnaporthales, Pyriculariaceae. The record is from RefSeq and is a predicted model, not a curated record. Gene Ontology annotation, cellular component: membrane. Gene Ontology annotation, biological process: transmembrane transport. The transcript has 7 exons. Bases 373 to 2331 code for a protein of 652 amino acids. Gene Ontology annotation, molecular function: myo-inositol:proton symporter activity.